AUGUUGGUCCCGUUUCUCUCGUUUGCUGCCUUAGCUCAGGCAAGCGCGUUGUUCUGGGACACCGAUAAAUCCUACACAAGACCGCAAACCAUAAAACAUACAUGCACAUCAGCACAGUCCAAGGGCGUCGAAUUCAAAUGGACAGAUAUAUCUACAGGAGACGUUUCAACCUAUGAAGGGUUCACAUUUACCGGUUUCAAGGUCUCAACUGAUUUCCAUGGCUACGUAGGCAAAUACCUCGAGGGCAAACUCACAACCAACGCCUCAGACUUACAAGUCGCUAUGGAAGAUGGUGCAGAAUUCUCGGUGAGCUUGCUCAACUUCGCGACGUCGAAGGAAACGGAAAUCCAAGUUAUCUACGGAAUGUCAGAUGGCACGACUUGCAAGAACACAGCGUCGUCCGGGCCAAACAUGACGGAUAUUGCGAAUCAGCAGUGUGGAGGUGCUAUUUCUAUGGGCUUUCAAGUACCUGAAAGUGAGGGCGACGGCGAUAUUACGUUGGCGUUUUAUAGCAUCGACUUUUACUGUCCGCAGUUGACAUCGGGAAGUAAUUCGAAGCGAGGAUUAUCUGCGCGCGAUAAGAUCGGUGCAGAGGCACCGCUCGACGCAACUGUAUUUUCGACGAACGAGGUUACUAUUACGAGCUGCGGGCCGGAAAAGCCAGACUGUCCGGCGUCUUCGACUGCGGUGCCUUCGACUGAGAGUGUCGGUGCUGGGAUGCCUAGCUCUGCUGCUGCGGAGUCAAGCGCGCCUUGGACUCCGGGUGCGCCGUCGACUGAGAGUGUUAGUGUUGGUGUUCCUAGUUCUGCGGCUCCGGAGUCGAGCGUUGCACCUAGUACACCUGUCACUCCUGUGGAGACGAGUUCGAGUGCCUUUACGCCUAGCGAGGUUGCCUCUCCGCCUGUGGACUCGACUGUGUUUUCUACGAACGAGGUUACGAUUACUAGCUGUGGACCAGAGGUACCAGAUUGUCCCGCAUCAUCUACAGCUCUGCCUUCCUCGACAGAAGCUGUUAGUGCUGGGAUCCCUAGCUCUGCUGCUGCUGAAUCGAGCAUUGCCCCUAGCACUCCUGUUACCCCUGUUCAUGCGGAAACGAGCUCAAAUUCUGUUUUUGCGUCUAGCUGGUCUACGUCUGCCUCGCCUUCACAUUUGGAUGCUACUGUGUUCUCUACCAACGAAGUCACGGUUACCAGCUGCGGGCCAGAGGUAACGGAUUGUCCAGCGUCGUCGACUAGUCUCGGUGUUGGUUUCUUGAGUUCUUUUACGCCUCCUGCUGAAUCUAGCGUGCCAGGGGGCUGGGGCUCGAGUGUGAGUCCGGUUGAGACGACAUUGAGUUCUUUUGAAAGCAGCUGGGUUAUUUCCUCUUCGGCGGCAGUUACUUCGUCGGCGGUUAUUGCGUCGACAUCUACGUCUAUUGAAUUGGGGUCUUGGUCCUGGUCUGCGUCUGCAUCUGCAUCUGCAUCUGCAUCUGUUGAAACGUCAAGUUCUAUUGCUGUUUCGUCGAUUGGAUCUGUGGUGCCAUCUGACUCGACGCUCACUGAGACUGUUUCUGGGUUUGUUCCUGCUGGAUCUAUGGGUGCAUCUUCCGUACCUGUUGCGUCUACCCCUGUUUCGUCCACGCCAGUCAGACCGACCAAAUCCACCGUGUACAGCUCAGCAGCUCCCUUGACCUCAACAAGACCCGCGAUACCCUCCCGAAGCAGUUCCAUCCCUGUCAUAUCCUCCUCGCGCGCGGUUAUUCCCACACCAGAAUCCAGCAGCGCAAUCCCAUCGGUAACUCCAACCGAAGAAGGCACAACAACACUAGUCACCUAUGAAACUGUGACAACCUGUCCGAUAACCUCCACCCAUUACUCUGGCGGGAGCGCAGUGACGUCUGUGUACAGCACUCUCUCAACGCUAACGUUGACGUCUACAUCUACUGUUUGCACUGCGUGCAAAUCUGGUAGUGCUGCUGCUGCUAGUUCUGUUAUGCCUACACCUACAUCUACUUCGGUGAUUUCAUCGGUACCAGUCUCUGUUCCGGCAUCCUCAUUAUCAGCUUCGUCAACACCAAUUCUCUCAUCCUGGGGCAUGUCUUCUCAUGCUAGCUCUGAUCACGUGUCUACGACUGAAGGGACUACGACGUUGGUUACCUUGUCUGGAGAGCAGUGCGGCUACAGCUUCUAG
Aspergillus chevalieri is the source of this 2169-nucleotide messenger RNA. RefSeq lists its product as uncharacterized. The transcript has 4 exons. NCBI's taxonomy places the organism in Eukaryota, Fungi, Ascomycota, Eurotiomycetes, Eurotiales, Aspergillaceae. Bases 1 to 2169 code for a protein of 722 amino acids. The record is from RefSeq and is a predicted model, not a curated record.